Molecule: messenger RNA, 3588 nt
Organism: Trypanosoma conorhini
Lineage: Eukaryota; Euglenozoa; Kinetoplastea; Trypanosomatida; Trypanosomatidae
Exons: 1
Coding region: 1-3588 (1195 amino acids)
Source: RefSeq, a predicted model, not a curated record
AUGACGGACUACGGGACACCCGGGCGAAACUCCCACACGGCCGCAGUGAGCGCAGGCUCCGGGGACGGUGGGAGCGCCGGCAGGCGCGUGGUGCGCUCUGCCCUAGAGCUUCUCGCGGAAACGGCGUCACCGGAGAUCGUGCGGGGGCAGACGUCGUCGUCCGCUGCGGCGGCCCCGGCAAAGUUUACGGUCACGUACGCCACUGCGCCGGCGGUGUCUCAUGGUGUGACCGCUCAGCCGCAGCAGCUGCGGCGGUCCCCGUCGGCAGGGAAGGGUGACGCCGCGGCAACGGUGGAGGAGCCCAGCACAUUGCUGUUUCUUUCACCGACCCCUGUUGCUGGUGGCGCGGACAGCGCUGUCAAGAAGCGUCUGUUCAAGAAGAAAAAGAAAACCAUAAGGCUUUCCGACUCCGUCAAGAGGGCGGCGGCGUCGGCGGUGGCGAGAGAAGUGUGGGGCCCGGAAACCCCUGCGCGGCAAAACGCAGCCGGCGAGGGCGAGAGCGAGAGCAAAGCUCCUGGAGAAACGUCGGCUGCCGUUGGUCCCGGCGCAAACGGCUUCCACGACCAGGGAAGGCUGCUGAGGAAAAAUGAGCCUCUCUUCACGGAGGAGGAGGUGCAGCAAAGAAUCCUGGUGGCACUGAAGGCCUACGAAGCCCGUCGUGAUGCGGAAGAGGAGUCGGUGCUGCAGGAGGUGGGCCGCGAGAUUGAGUCACAGAAUGAACGAUAUGAAAAAUUGCUGAAGGAGAAGCAGGCCGCCGCCGAGGAGUGUGACGCGCUUCAGGCGAAAAUGGAGCAGCUUGCAAUGCAGUGUGCGGCGCUGCAAAACACCAUUGCGGAGCUGCAUCAAGAGCUACAAACGGCUCAGGACAGGGCCUCCCGCGCCGAAGUGGAGCUCUGUCACGCGAAGGACGAAAAGCGUCUGACCUCCUCUGAGUUGCAACAGGAGCUGAACUUUGAAAAGGCGCAGUGGAAACUGGCACAGGAGGAGAUGCAGCGGCAGAUUGCCGAGUUUGAGACACAGCUGCGUUCUCGGACGUUUGAAUGGCAUGAGCUGCAGGAGUCCACCCACGCGAAGGACAAGGAGCAAGUUCGGCUCUCGGAGCAGUUAGAGGCGUGCCAGUCGGAGCUUAGGCAGUGGCAACAGCGGCAGAGUGAGUCCCAGGCGACCGUUGCAGAGAUGCAGGAAAUAAUUGAAGCCAAAGAAGCACUAAUUCGACAGCUACACGUCAAGGUGCAUGAAGCGGAGAAGGCCGUGAAGCGGGCCGCAACAUCAACACGCGACGAGCAGACUCAAUUUCAGUCACACCUACAAUCCGUUGAGGAGGCGCUGCAGCAGCAGACAGACGAGGUGCGGCGGAAGAUGCACCGGGUCCACGUUCUCGAAACGGAGCUGGCGAAGGCGGAGAAAGUGAACAAGACACAGCACGGUCUCCUUCACGAGGCCGUCAGUUGCUUCUCCGCCAUGCGCUGCACACUAGAGGAGUUUGUAGAGAUGUUUCGCACGUCCCGUCCUACGCGACCAUCCUCACGGAGGGUGCGUCCCGCACCCUUUGCGACGUCGGAGUGGGGCGAGCCGCAUCCGGAUGCCGCCGAGGAAUUCUUCGCUAGGGAAGCCGACAGCUUGUGUGGCUCGAAGUGGGAAGCAGCCGCAGCGGCAGCAGCAGGAGAGGAUGAGGGGAAGGAGGGAACAAAGGAUGAUAAGGAAAACAGCUUUUUCGAACUUGUCAUGUGCAAAGAGCUUCGUGACGACCUUCGGCAGGGACGUUUCUUCUCUGGCAAGACUGCUGCCCCGGUGCAACAGCGUAAGCCAAACGCAGAGCGACCCCGCGGCAGUGUGAGUCCUACGACGUUUAGGAAAUCCAAAAGUGACGAUGCCGAUGAGGCGGACGGGCGUGGUCGGUUGCGGCGGUGUCAUCGGGCCUGUGAACGCCUUUUGGAGACCCUGCGUCGUCUCCACCUUCAACGGCAGAAGGAGAUGCAGCGCCAGGUUCAGCAACUUGAGGCGCGGCAGGCGGAAAAAAGCAGGGCAGAGAUGACACGCUGCCAGGACGCGCUCGCCACCUGCCAAGCCAGUCUAGAGGAGAGCAAGCAACAUGAGCGGUUAGUGCGUGAAGAGUGUCACCAGCGUGGCAGUGAGGUGAAGCUGUUGGAGGCUACCCUUGUAGAGUUGCGUGCGCGGGAGCAGGAGUGGAAAGCGGAACAGAAAAGGGUAACGGAACGCAUGGAGAUGCUGCAGCGCGAGCGCGGCAUUUUGCACCUUCAGCUGGAGGCCAGUCAGCAGGACUGUGUGGAGUUGCGUGAGCGAUACGAGUCGGUACGCGGGGAGGCGGAGGAGCUGCGCGAACGCGUGCGUCUGCUUGAGACCAGCCAGCGCACACACGAGGAGGCGAUGGAGGCGAAGGCGAAGGUGUUGGCAAGGCUGGCUCGCUGCACUGAGAAGCUGAAGAAGACAGAAGGAGAAUGCCAGGCCCUCCGUGAUGAAAAUGAGGUCCUCUCAAAUAAAUUAAAGUCUAUGCUCCUGCAGCUGCAGACUUCGCGUAUGCAGCAGCGCAGCAAAGGCGCCUCGGCAGCUGUGCGGCAAGGGCACCAGCAACAACAACAACAACAAGAGGAGUUGACGGCGCUAACAAAGGAAAUGGGAGCGUUGCGUAGGCUGCAAGAAUCCGCUGCCGCCUUGCACGCCAAGGAGCGUACUGAGGCGGAGGUGUCCUUAAAGAAACUUGCGUCAAAGAACGAAGAGCUGCGCGAGGAACUGGCUCAGCAACGGCGUGCGCUGGCUGACGCCCUCAACGAGGUAGAGUUGCAGAGGCGGGCGGAGGUAACCACGCUGCGUACACUGAUGAGCAUUCACCAAGCCGGGAGUGAGGCGUUGAAUGACACCUGCGUGGACGGCAACAGCCCACACGAGGUGCAACAGCGACUCUUCGAUGCUAGUCCCGUGCCCCACACAGAGGACAACGUGAGUGCGACUCGAGGAGAGAUGUCCACCCUCUAUCUUCGAGGACGCGUCGUGUCUCUGGCGCAGCGGGCAGUCCUGGAGCUCGCGCGGCUAAGAGAAGUCAUGUCCAGAGGACCGCCGGCGGAGGCGGGUGACCGACUGGAGAGUUUUCAAGCAGCAGAGCAAUUCGCGUGGGAGGCGGCGCAGCGCUCUGCUGCUCGACGAAACUCUUGCAUUGAGGAUCACGGGGAGGCCGGGUCAUCAGCGCUACCGUCAUCGCAGCGGGUGGCACCUGUGCUGCGCAGUAUCAGUCAGCAGCAGCGACAACAGCCAAGGCAAAAGGUGCAGUGCCAUCCACUCGGGACUCCUGGUCGGUGCUCCCUGCUGCAUAGGUCGCCAUCGCCGAAACAGGUGGAUAGGGAUGCAAUUGCUCUAGGCCUUUCCCCCAAGCGCCACUCUGUCUCCUUUACGGCUGUGAAUGCCGUGAAACGAACGACAAGGGGCGAGCAAAGGAGUUCACGCCCUCGUGCUUCCUCCUCCUCACGGUCUUCGACCGGUGGCGUGUCGCGGUCCCUCUCUGUUCCGGGGGUUCUGGAUGGGAGUUCUUCACCGGCCAGGCCACCGAUGCUUCGGGCACCGUCAGGGCAUUGA